This is a messenger RNA of Gigantopelta aegis, 4516 nucleotides long. RefSeq names its product heterogeneous nuclear ribonucleoprotein U-like protein 1. Gene Ontology annotation, molecular function: protein binding. The record is from RefSeq and is a predicted model, not a curated record. NCBI's taxonomy places the organism in Eukaryota, Metazoa, Mollusca, Gastropoda, Neomphalida, Peltospiridae. The coding region runs from base 119 to 2671 and encodes 850 amino acids. The transcript has 18 exons.
ACCUCUUGCCGCCAUUUUGAAAAAAGUAAACCAGUCCAUAUUUUGUUAGCGAAGAUUUCAUAGUCGUUUAUCGAAUGAAACGUUGAAGUUGGUCAGUUCUAGUUAUAAAACACCAGUCAUGAGUGACAUGGAACGUCUGAACAAGAUGAAAGUAACAGAGUUGCGCGAUGAACUAAAGAAAAAAGGUCUCGAAACAAAAGGCAACAAGUCUGUGUUGGUGAAGCGGCUGCAUGACGCCAUUGCAGGCGAUUCGGGUGUUGAACCAUCAACAGAUGCUCCAGCUGUUGGCGCGGAUGAGAGUUAUGGAGAAGACUCGCAAGAUGACAGUCAGAUAGAUCAAGACUUGUCACAAUCGGAACCUAUGCAGGAAGAGCCUGAGGUCAAGGAGGAAAGUGAGCCCGCCACAAAUAGCAUGCCAACAGAAGCAAAACCUGCUGUGAAAACAGAAGAGAAAGCAUUGAAAAUGGAACAGGAAGAAUUGAAAAUCGAAGAGGAAUUACUGAAAACUGAAGAGGAGUUAUUGAAAACUGAAGAAGAGUUAUUAAAACCCGAUGAACCAGUAGUGAAAAAGGAAGAACAAAUGGUGGUUCAGGAAGGCCAUCAGGAAAAUGGGGAUGAGGCACCUGCAGCUGAUGAUGUGGGUGAGGAGUAUCAAACGAUAGACGAAACUGGAGAUACAGAGGAAAAAGAUGAUGACAAAAAACACAGUCAGAAGAGAAAGCGAUCUCGAUCCCGAUCACGUGAAAGGAGGCGAUCGCGUGACCGGGAAAGGCAUCGAUCGCGUUCCAGAUCUCGGGAACGAAACAGGCGUCCACCACCAGAGAUGGAUGAUGAGAGCUGGGAAUCGGAUACUGCUUUCAAAUUCGACAGAUAUAACUGUGAUUUGACGAUAAGAAUAGAUGAAAAUGGUGUCAAGGCCCACCCUUUAACGGUUGAAGGCUUUGCUUUCAUGUGGGCUGGUGCUCGUACAAUGUUUGGAGUGAACAGUGGAAAGGUUGCUUAUGAAGUCAAACUGUUGGAAAAUUUGAAUGUUGAUCACCUUCCAGCAGAGGAAUCAAAUCCACAUGUUCUUAGAGUUGGAUGGUCGACCGAUUCAACAUCUUUGCAGCUUGGUGAAGAACCAUUGUCGUAUGGCUACGGUGGUACUGGAAAAGCAUCAACAGAGUGUAAAUUUAAGGACUACGGUCAAGCAUUUACAGAAGGAGAUGUCAUCACAGCAUAUUUGGACAUGGAAAGCGACCCCAUAAUUAUGUCAUACUCAAAGAAUGGUGAAGAUCUUGGAACGUGCUUUGAAGUGGACAAAUCCAGCAUAGGAGAUGCUGCUCUUUUCCCACAUAUACUGACAAAGAAUACAGAAUUUGAGUGCAAUUUUGGACAAAAUGAGGAACCAUGGUUUCCACUCACAGAAGGCUUUUCGUUCAUCACAUCAGUAGAAGAAGAUAAACGUGUGCGAGGAUCAACGCCCCCAGCCAAGAAAGAAGACUGUGAGAUCCUCAUGAUGGUAGGCCUUCCUGGUGCAGGAAAGACGCACUGGGCUGAAAAACACACAGCAGCAAAUCCAGACAACAAAUAUUUUGUUCUUGGCACAAACAACAUAAUAGAUAAAAUGAAAGUUAUGGGCUUGCCACGGAAAAAGAACUAUGCUGGACGAUGGGAUGUGUUGAUUGACAAGUCAACAAAGUGUCUGAACAGAAUGAUUGAGAUAGCUGCCCGAAAAAAGCACAACUAUAUCUUAGAUCAGACAAAUGUGUAUGCAUCAGCCCGGAGACGUAAAAUGCAGCCUUUUGAAGGUUUUCAACGCAAAGCAGUUGUCGUAGUCCCCACUGAGGAGGAUUUCAAAACCCGCACAGAACUUAGAGAGAAGGAAGAAGGAAAAGAGGUUCCGGAAAAAGCCGUGCUUGAAAUGAAAGCUAAUUUCACUCUGCCAGAGACAGGUGGACUAUUCGAUGAAAUAAUAUACACUGACCUGGACGGUGACGAAUGCAAAGAACUUGUGGAGAAGUAUCGCAAGGAGGCACAGAAACUGCUUCCUCCACCAGAAAAACGAUGGCGUGGGGGUGAUCGCUUUUCAGCAGGUGGCAGAGGUGGCUACAGUUACGACCGACGAGGUGGUGGGUAUCACAGUGGGGGAGACCGUGACCGGUACGGCAGCCGAGGCGGAUACCGGGACCGAGGACAUAGAGGAGGGGGAUCGAGCUACCGAGGUGGCGACGGUGGUUACCGAAGCUAUGGUGGCGGCAGCGGUGGUGGUGGUCGGUACAAUGACCGAUACCAGGACAACAGGCGUUCAUCGUACGGUUCUUCAGAUAGGUCAUAUGACCGUAACCAGUCGAGAAAUCGCAGUGGCGGAGGCGGCUAUGGUCAGAGUUCCUCAUGGAACAGUAAAGGUGCUUGGGGCAGUGGCAACCAGGGCAGUUCGUGGGGUGGUAACCAAAACCAGUGGAGUGGCCAGGGAUCGUGGGGCCACCAAGGCCAGUCUGGUUAUGGACAAAAUUGGAAUGCAUAUAACCAGAAUCCUCAGAGUAGCCAAGGCUAUGGGCAGAAUUGGAACCAGCCACAAAACUGGGGACAAGGUUAUGGCAGCGGCAGCAGCGGUAGUAGUGGCUGGGGAAAUCAGGGAUCGUAUGGCAGUGGACAGUACAAUCAGUACUACGGCAGCUACCAGAAGUAAACACAGAAUGGACUAUACCUAGGUGCAGGUUUCUGUGUUAUGUUGACUUGCAGCAUUUGUGAAAUGUUUUGUCAUCGUGUUUCAUCUGUAGAGUAAUCGGUGUCAUUUUUAUCAGGUUUAUAAUCAUGUUUUUGUGUGUUUUAAUAACCAACAUUGUAAAUGGGAUGUGAAAUGCUAAUAACUGCUGGAUUCCUAGAUGUAGCAUCUCCCAGCAGAGACAUUUGUAUAAAUAUUUUGAAUUAUUUAGAUCUCUUUUUAUUACUGCCUUUUUGUGGAAAAUUAGUCUACAGAAGUAGAAGAAAAAAGACAUUGGACUAUUCUUGAAUAUAUGUACUUGUAGCCUAUAUUUGUAUUGUACAGACUGCAUAUUGUUGGUGUUUCAAGCACAGUACUAAUGCCAUGUUUGUACAAAAAAAAAUUCAUUAAGGUAAUACAAUUAACAAUUGUUUCAAGAAAAUAAGUUGACGAUGUAUGAAAUCUUUGUUGGACUGACCAAAAUAGAUUAAUUUACACCUUCAAUAUUUUAUGAUAUAAAAAUGCUGCAAGGUUGUAGAUAGUUUAAUAUUGACAUUGCUUUAUAAGCAGUUAAAAUUUGCUGUAUAUUAACAAAAGUAGCACCAAGAUAAAACCAGAAGCAAAUAAUUUAAAUGUUAAAUAAGGAAAAGCACAUUUCCAGUAUUUGUAUCGUUUGAUGUCUGUAUAAGACACUGCACUUGAUUUAGUAUGUGUUCUCUCUUGUGUUAUAUUGCUAGGCAUUGAAUUGUCUUAAGAGCACUAACAGAAAAGACUUGCACAGAUUUGCACAAUUGUCUGGUGUAUGUCCUGUACAGACAAGUCAAAUCUCAUUUUGGUGGCAAUUAUUCAACUUUUGUUUGUUUUUGUGCUGUAAUUCUUGGCACAAAUAAACAUUACUGAUGUGUAUUUGAUAGAAUAUUUCAUGUUAGAAGAUAAUACAACUGGUAUAUGCUCUGUAUAUGUGACAUAUCUCAUACUGUUCAGUGUUGAAUGUUUUUUCAUUAGUAAGUUUAGCCUUUAGCUAAUAAAACAUGAAGCUAAAUCUGGAAUGUAAUUUUUUUGUAGGAGAUUUUGAGUGCACAGUAAUUAUGUGCUUCAUUUGUUAAACUAUUUUCAUUGCAACAUAUGUACAUUUCCAUUUUUCACAGUAAAUGUAAAAUUGUUCUUCAAAAAUACAUCUUGCCUGUUGUUGGGAACUUGAUGAAAAAAAUGAAGAAAUUGGCUUUCAUGAUAAAUAUUUUAAAACUGAAUAUGAAACAAUUUUUGGAUUAUGAUUUUGUAUUAUAAAAAAACAUUUAAAAACCUUUUUGUCACAUCUUUACAGCAUCAACUGUUUACCUCAACAUUUUGUGUUUAGCUUCAUUUCUAACAAACUAUAAACCCUAGAUCAGUGAAAUUUGGUUUAUAGUUGCACCUAUGGAUGUUGUCACAGUAAGUAAAAAAAACCCCAAAAAGUAAAAUUUUAAAAUUAAAAAAACCCUUUGCAUUUAGCUCCAUUUCUCACAAACUGAAUCAUGGUUGUAGUUGGAUAUUCAUGACAAUGCAUGUAAAAAAAUAAAUUUUUAAAUAAUUAAAUUUUAAUUGAAUUUUUAUUUUUUAAAGUUGAAUUUUUUUUGGUGACUACAUUAAGAUGAACAUCUAUUUGUGCAGCUAUCGGUGACAUCAAAUAGGUUUUUUCUAGGGAAGAGAGUUAAUUCUGCAGAAUUAUUUUUUCAUAAAUAUUUUAUCUUAUGCAGUCGGCUUAACAACAGGCAAGACCAUGUUUAUUUUUAGAACAUGUCAUCACCAUUUUGUUCUCUUUGAAAAAUAUUAAAUAAAUAUUUACGGUAA